This is a messenger RNA of Pieris napi, 2582 nucleotides long. It is a transcript of the gene Men-b, whose product is annotated as NADP-dependent malic enzyme. The transcript has 12 exons. Gene Ontology annotation, biological process: malate metabolic process; pyruvate metabolic process. The coding region runs from base 149 to 2011 and encodes 620 amino acids. Gene Ontology annotation, molecular function: NAD binding; malate dehydrogenase (decarboxylating) (NADP+) activity; malate dehydrogenase (decarboxylating) (NAD+) activity. Lineage: Eukaryota; Metazoa; Arthropoda; Insecta; Lepidoptera; Pieridae. Gene Ontology annotation, cellular component: mitochondrion. The record is from RefSeq and is a predicted model, not a curated record.
AAUUAUUAAUUUUAUAAUCUAUGGGAAGCCGAACUUCCUACCGUGCUACACAUGGAGGACGAUAAAAUAUUUUAAAAUAAAAAUUGUAAAACAGUGAGCGAUAUUUCUGUGCUUUUGUUAAAUUAUAAAUGAAAAAGAAUCUCUGAAAAUGUUUUCUAAUAUCUCCAAAUCCUUGCUAUGCUGCACAAACGCUAUAGGCCCGAAUCGGGCUCUUGCGUACGCACUGACCAAGUGUCCAGUGUUCCUAGAACCACCUCUAUCACAAUGCCGGAACUAUCACGAAGUAACUGGCGACAUUGUCUGUCCGAACAUGAUUCGAGGCAUCGACCAUCUAAGAGACCCUCGGCUCAACAAGGGUCUUGCAUUUACUUUAGAGGAGCGUCAAGCCCUCGGAAUCCACGGUCUUUUAGCAGCCAAGUUCAAAACGCAAGAAGAACAGCUGGAUAUUUGCAGGAUAUCUAUUGACCGAUACGAGGACAACCUCAACAAAUACCUCUACCUCGUUGAGUUACAGGAUCGAAAUGAGAAAUUGUUUUUCCGUCUUCUGUCGGAGAAUGUGGAGAAGUAUCUUCCAAUUGUGUACACUCCGACUGUCGGACUCGCUUGCCAACGGUUCGGUCUCAUCUAUAGAAGACCUAGAGGCCUCUUUAUUACCAUAAACGAUAAGGGGCACGUAUUUAAUAUACUUAAAAACUGGCCAGAGCCAGACGUAAGAGCCAUCGUAUUUACGGACGGCGAGCGUAUAUUGGGUCUUGGUGAUCUGGGCGCGUAUGGUAUGGGCAUUCCCGUGGGAAAGUUGUCCUUGUACACCGCCUUAGCUGGAAUUAAGCCUCACCAGUGCCUACCCAUCACAUUGGAUGUGGGAACAGAUAACCAGGAUCUAUUAGAAGACCCACUAUACAUCGGGCUUCGUCAGAGGCGCGUGCGAGGCAAGGAGUACGAUGAAUUCAUUGAUGAGUUCAUGGAGGCGUGCGUACAGAGAUAUGGACAGAACACAUUACUCCAGUUCGAGGACUUUGCGCUUGGCAACGCUGGUCGUUUGCUAGCGAAGUACCGCAACAAGUACUGCACCUUCAAUGAUGACAUCCAGGGUACGGCUAGUGUGGCCGUCGCCGGUUUGAUGGCCGCCAUUAGGGUGACAAAGCGGAAACUCAGUGAAAAUAUCUAUUUCUUCCUUGGUGCUGGAUCUGCUGCCAAUGGUAUUGCAAAUUUGACAGUUGCUGCAAUGGUCGCCGAAGGUCUUACCAAGGAACAAGCCCAGGACAGAGUUUAUAUGUUUGAUGUCGACGGUCUGCUAUCGACAAGAAGGGAAGGAGGCGUACCUGAACACGCCAAGGCAUUUGGAAAGAACAUUGCGCCUGAGACGAGCUUUGAGGCUUGUAUAGCGAAGAUCAAACCUAGCUGUCUUAUUGGGUGUUCGACGGUAGGUGGCGCUUUCAAUGAAAAUGUGUUGAGGCAGAUGGCCCAGAACAUUGAGCGCCCAGUUAUCUUCGCGUUGUCCAACCCCACUAGUAAAGCGGAAUGUACCGCCCAGGAUGCAUACAACUUUACUGAUGGUCGUUGUAUCUUCGCAUCUGGAUCUCCCUUCCCCCCUGUACAAUACGACGGUAAGGAGUUCCUUACAGGUCAAGGAAAUAACUCGUACAUUUUCCCCGGAAUCGCGUUAGGUGUUAUCGCGACUGCUACCCAUCACAUACCCGAGACUAUGUUCCUUACUGCUGCAAGGACUCUAGCAAAUUACGUGAGCGAAUCGGACUUAGCGCUUGGACGCAUCUAUCCCUCUCUCUCGGAAGUCAAGGAGGUUUCUCUCGCUAUUGCAAUUGAAGUCGCUAAGAUGGCGUAUGAUGAAGGACUCGCCUCCGUAUACCCCGAGCCGAAGGACCUUUCAAAACAUGUCUCAAGUCAGAUGUACAGCUUCCACUACGAGAGCUCCAUGCCCGUAGUGUGGGAUUGGAAGCCCGAAGAGAAAUUCAACGUAAGACCCGUUCAACCUGUGCCCAAAAAUAUUUAAUGCUACUUAAUUUAUAAAUCUGUGUCAGGACUAUGGGAUUUUGUUAAAAAAAAGAUUAAUUUUUGCAUGAACAUGCGAGUCAAAGAGGCCACUUUUACACAGUUUAGUAUUCGAAUUCUAGCCCUUCCAAUUAUUUUUUAAUUUAAUUAACCCGAAAUAUUACUAAUAAUUACAUAGAAAAAUUGUUAGUUAUUCCUGAUUAUAGUAAAAAUCAUAUUAAAAUUUAAUGUAUUUAGUAAAUUUGCGCCUGGAUUUUUGUUAGCUAUGAAUUUUUAAAAAUCGUAAAUUUGUCUAAUAAUAAAUUAAAUUCAAACACUAAAAUGUUGAAAUCAAAAGUUUUUAUCUUGAGUAUAAACUAGACAAUAAUAUGCCCCAAUAAUUAAUUAAAAUCCCUAGUACGAACACAGAUUAAUAUGACAAAUAAAAUUUAAAGACAUUGAUGUUCCGCGCCUCUAACGGGGCGUUUUGUGUCCAUUUUUAACAGUAUACACAAAGUAUUAUAUACCUCUAACGUAGAAAAUACUGUAAUCUUUUUAAAUUAGCUCGACAGCUAUGGGCGGUAUUACACUUG